AUGCUCCCGCCCGCGCCGGCCACGAGGCCCAGGGCCGCCGCCGAGCCCAAAGCGCGGACAGCCGCCGAGCGCGAGGCCGGGUGCCCAGCCCCCCCGCCGGAAUCCGCCGCGCAAUCCAAGGCCAAGCCCCGGGAGGCGCAUCGACAGGACUUGAGGGUGGAUGGUUUCGAGGCGGGACUGCUGGAGCAGCUGAAGUGGAUACAGAGGGUCCCCGAGGCGCCCACGUACAGGCCGUCGGCCGCCGAGUUCGAGAACCCCAUCGCGUACAUCAGGUCGAUCGAGCCCAAGGCGUCGAAGACCGGAGUCUGCAAGAUCAUUCCUCCCCCAAAUUUCGUGCGGUCUCUCACCCUGGACGAGGACUUCGAAUUCACCGUGAGGCAGCAAAAGUUGAGGGAGCAUCAGUGGGAUGAUUUCGGACCCAACGACUUACUUUUCGAUCUCGACAGGACAUACACGGUGGCUCAGUUUCGCGAGCGAGCUCUCCUGUUCUCCCAAAGGGAGAUAGGAACAAACAGCAGGAUCCCUACAAAUGUGCUGGAGGCAGAGUACUGGCGUCUGCGGAAGGAUAUGACCCGCACGCUGUACGUCGAAUACGGCAAUGACCUUGAAGGAACAGCAUUCAGCCGACCCAGCAAAAGGAAAGGCGCAAAAAGGGGCCUCUCUGACACUCGGUGGAAUUUGGGGGUUCUAGGAAAAGACAAGGGAUCCCUCUUGAAGCACGUGACCGGCGAGCUUCCCGGCAUCACGUCGCCGAUGCUGUACAUUGGAUCCGCUUUCGCCGCAUUCUUUUGGCACGUCGAAGACCACUACAUGCAUUCCAUCAACUACAUGCACGGAGGCUCGGCGAAGACCUGGUACGGCGUGCCCUCCAGAGGAGCGGAUGCUUUCGAGAAAGCCGCUUUCGAGCGGGUUUUCAAGCGGGCCAUGGAUGGGCUGAGGGCACUGGGGAAGAGCGAGGCCGAGGUGACGGCAGCUGCCAAGCGCUUUCUCUUGAGGAAGACGACGAUGUUCACGGUGAAGCAUCUGGUUGAUGCAGGGGUGCCCGUGUUUCGAGCCGUGCAGAACGCCGGCGAGUUCGUCGUCACAUUUCCAAGGGCGUACCACGGAGGCUUCUCACACGGCUUCAACGUUGGGGAGGCCGUCAACUUCGCAAUCCCCGACUGGUUUCCGCUGGGCCGCAAGGCGCUGGAGCGAUACUGCGACAUUAGCGCGAAUCACAUCAUUCCCCAUGAAGAGCUCUUGUGCAGAGAGGCGGUGGCGCUCGGCGAGGUGCUUUGUCGGAAGAAGAAAGCCAAGCCCGCCCCACACCAACAGAUCAUGAUGCGAGAGUUCAUCAACUUCAUGGAGAGGCACCGACGCUCCACGCAGAGAUUCAAGAAGGCAGGCGCCCAGGCCAAGUCCACCACAUUUCCUUGCGGCAGCAUCAAGUGUUCCCAGUGUGGGCGCGGGUGCUACCUUAGUCUUGUGUAUGCCCCUGGCUUGGACCGGCCGCUCUGCAUUGCCUGUGCGCAUGCAAAAGCCGAGUGCCAGGUAGUGAAGGCUGUGGCAAUGCGGCUGUACACAAGAGCGGAGCUGCCCAUCUUCUACAGGGUAGCCGGGAGCUUCAUUUCGACACUGGUGAAGUGUGAGCGCACGGCGCCAUCCAGGGCACCCGAUGGCCUCAUGAACUCAAGGAGGGCCAAGAGAAGAAAGCUGACACAGCAUGGUGAUGCCAAGCCUGCUGCCCAGAGGCAGCCACAGGCCCACAAGCCCACCAAGGACAAGCACACUGUCACUUGUCCCCAGGAACAAGUGACAGAACAUGCCACAAGGAAGAGGCCCUUGGAGGGACCUGCGACGGCAGCCUGUCCUCAACCCACAGAGGCAGGGACCAGCACCUGCAGCCAGGUAUGCAGGGGCCAGGGCAAGCGGCGAAGGGCUGCAGCAGGGCAGGAUGCUGGGGUCGAGGAUGUGUGGGUCAACACAAAGGAGGAUCCCCUAGAGGAGGUCGGCCGUAGCCAGGGGCGGGGUGUGGAUGGGAGGCGCUUUCCCCGCCGGGUGCUCGCCAAACGUGGCAGACCGGAGGAGUGCUACUUGCUCGCCUCCGAGGUCCUCAAGGCAACGGGGAAGGUAAAGGGUGAGGAGCAGGAUGGCCAGGCAGCCCUUAGGGAACAGCUAGAGCUGUGGCCGCACUUCAGCAUAAUGUACAGCGACCCUCCCAUGCCCAGAGUGCGGUGGGCCUAUGUGAGUGACAGCCCCGGCGAGGCUGCAAAAGGGGUGGUGGUGCUCAGCAGCGUGGAGGCUGAAGUGCUGUCCACCAUUUACUGCGGGAAAGACUUUCUGGCCCUAGCAGAUUUCGUGUCAGAUGUGUACCCGGACUGGACUCUUUUGUUGCACAGGAGGGUGGUGGUGUAG
This is a messenger RNA of Ostreobium quekettii, 2394 nucleotides long. The record is from the annotation of a GenBank genome assembly. NCBI's taxonomy places the organism in Eukaryota, Viridiplantae, Chlorophyta, Ulvophyceae, Bryopsidales, Ostreobiaceae.